Messenger RNA from Neodiprion virginianus, 414 nucleotides. RefSeq names its product smoothelin-like protein 2. The transcript is spliced from 4 exons. The record is from RefSeq and is a predicted model, not a curated record. Gene Ontology annotation, cellular component: microtubule organizing center; filamentous actin. Gene Ontology annotation, biological process: actin cytoskeleton organization. Gene Ontology annotation, molecular function: protein binding. Lineage: Eukaryota; Metazoa; Arthropoda; Insecta; Hymenoptera; Diprionidae. Bases 1 to 414 code for a protein of 137 amino acids.
AUGGUGAGCAUCAGCACACCUAAAUCAGCUGGGAAGGACUUUCAGUUCAAGUUCACCGACCCUGUGGUACAAAAUAAUGCUGCUCUAAUCAAGGAGAGACUAUUGGCAUGGUGUCGCGCCAAGACCAAGGAAUAUGAGAAUGUUCAGCUCGAUAACUUUUCGACAAGUUGGAACAACGGAUUGGCAUUCUGUGCGCUGCUUCAUCAUUUCAGACCUGAUGCUUUUGAUUACCAUAGUCUUCGCAAGGAGGAACGUAGGAAGAAUUUUGAAUUGGCUUUCACCAAAGCUGACGAAGUUGCAGGUAUCGCACCGUUACUGGACGUCGAGGAUAUGGUUAUAAUGCAAAAACCAGACUGGAAGUGUGUUUUUACCUAUGUUCAGUCUAUCUAUCGCCGCUUCAAGGAUGAGGAUUGA